This is a messenger RNA of Salvelinus fontinalis (brook trout), 5984 nucleotides long. Its product is annotated as LIM domain kinase 1-like. Gene Ontology annotation, biological process: protein phosphorylation; actin cytoskeleton organization; positive regulation of stress fiber assembly. NCBI's taxonomy places the organism in Eukaryota, Metazoa, Chordata, Actinopteri, Salmoniformes, Salmonidae. Bases 212 to 2206 code for a protein of 664 amino acids. Gene Ontology annotation, cellular component: nucleus; cytoplasm; neuron projection. Gene Ontology annotation, molecular function: protein binding; ATP binding; protein serine/threonine kinase activity. The transcript has 16 exons. The record is from RefSeq and is a predicted model, not a curated record.
GGCCAACCCUUAUUUUCCGGUCCCCCAGCCUGACUGUUUCAAAUCGCCCAUCCUCUCCUCAUCGAAUAAAUCGAAGUAGUAUCAAGCUGUGAGGAUCUAGUCUAGUCGGCUUCAUAAAUACACAACACGAAUAGCGGGGCUUUGGUCGAAGUGAGACCGGUUAUCUGUUCAUCAGAGUCAGGCUCUCAUAGAGCUCCGAAUCGGAGAGUGAAUGAGGUUGAUGCUGCUCUGUUGUGACUGGAAGGACGAACGUAUGGGAGAGGAGGAAGCUGGCAGAAGCUUGCCCGUGUGUGCAGGAUGCAGACAGCGAAUCUAUGAUGAACAGUAUCUCCAGGCACUCAACACUGACUGGCACACAGUAUGCUUCAGAUGCUGUGAGUGCAGUGCCUCCCUGUCCCACUGGUACUAUGAGAAGGAGGGCCGGCUCUUCUGCAAGAAGGAUUACUGGGCCAAGUUCGGAGAGCUGUGCCAUGGAUGUAAUGACCCCAUCACCACCGGACUGAUCAUGGUCGCAGGGGAACAGAAGUACCAUCCAGAAUGCUUCACCUGUCUGAACUGCAGAGCCUUCAUUGGAGACGGAGACACCUAUGCACUGGUGGAGAGGUCCAAACUAUACUGUGGCCUCUGUUACUACCGGACCAUCGUGACGCCGGUGUCCCUGCCAGACUCACCAUGCGCCAGGAUUCCCCACACGGUGACCCUGGUGUCCAUCCCAGCCUCCACAGACGGGCGGAGAGGGAUCUCAGUCGCCAUCAACCAGCCUGUCAGCCCCAACGGCUACGGCCCCGAACGCACUGUCAGGGUAUCACAGGUGGACUCUGAGUUGAUCAGUCCAGAUGUGAAGAACUCCAUACAUGUCGGAGACCGGAUCCUGGAGAUCAACGGAACACCCAUCAGGAAUGUUCCUCUCGAUGAGAUUGACCUGCUCAUCCAGGAGACCAGUCGUCUGCUCCAGCUGACCAUAGAGCACGACCCCCACGACCAGGGGGGUUUAGAGGGUGAGACAGUGGGCGGACCCCUGACCACCCCCCUGUCUGACGGUCCAAGCCCCAUCCUCCCCAUCACUCAGCCCCCACACCCAGAUAUCAACAACCUGCGCUCACGCAUGAUCACGCGAAGCUACAGUAUUGAUAAGUCUCCGUGCUCCAGUAACGCAGCAUCCCCUCUCUCUCAGAGGAAGGACAUUAACCGCUCCGAGUCACUGCGGGUUGUCUCCAACAGUCGAAUGCACCGGAUCUUCCGACCCUCAGACCUCAUCCAUGGAGAGGUGCUCGGAAAAGGCUGCUUUGGACAGGCCAUCAAGGUGACCCACAGAGAGACAGGGGAGGUGAUGGUGAUGAAGGAGCUGAUUCGUUUUGAUGACGAGACACAGAUGACAUUCCUAAAAGAGGUGAAGGUGAUGCGUUGUCUGGAGCACCCGAACGUGCUGAAGUUCAUCGGUGUCCUCUACAAAGAUAAGAGACUCAACUUCAUCGCAGAGUACAUCAAAGGAGGAACCCUGAGGGAGAUAAUCAAGAAAAUGGACACCAACUACCCAUGGAACCAGAGAGUGAGCUUUGCUAAAGACAUCGCUGCAGGAAUGUCAUAUCUGCAUUCCAUGAACAUAAUCCACCGUGACCUGAACUCAUACAACUGUCUUGUCAGAGAGAAUAACAGUGUGGUGGUGGCAGACUUUGGGCUGGCUCGGCUGAUGGUGGAAGACAAGAUCCAGGACAAGAGUCUCCUGCAGAAGAAACCUGACCGCAGGAAGAGAUACACUGUAGUGGGCAACCCCUACUGGAUGGCCCCGGAGAUGAUCCACGGGAAAAGCUAUGAUGAAAAGGUGGACAUCUUUUCCUUCGGGAUCAUGCUUUGUGAGAUCAUUGGUAGAGUGAAUGCAGACCCAGACUACUUGCCCAGGGCCCAUGACUUUGGGCUGAAUGUGACAGGCUUCUUAGAGCACUUCUGUCCUCCAGACUGUCCCCCAGCCUUCUUCCCUAUGGCUGCCCUCUGCUGUGACCUGGAUGCUGAGAAACGCCCCGCCUUCACCAAGUUGGAGGGGUGGCUGGAGAACCUGAAGAUGCACCUGGAGAUCCGCCUGCCGGUGGUGUCCGAGCUCGACACGCUACACAAAGCGUUCUGGGGAAACCACACCGCCCCCACCAUGGCUUGCACCGCCAUGCGGUCCGAGAACGGCCUGCCCCCACACCCCGAGACUCCGGAGUAGAAGGGAUCCGGAACAGAGUGGGAUGCUGCUGAUCUCAGCCCAUGAGAGUGGGCAGAGAGAGGGGGUUAUGGUGGUCAUUGAGGAGGGUAGUAGAGCCUCUGGCAAUGGAGUAGUUGCAUUGCAUUGUCCAGGGAGGGGUGAGGCAGGAGCUCUGUACGUACCUCCUCAUGCCACAGCAGUCAGAGGUCAUAUAGGCUAACAGUGGGCUGUUGAUAGGCUGUAUAGACUCAGGGGGAACCGAGGAAGGGAAAAGCCAGCCUUGCCUAAAGGCACUCACUCAUUCAACUCCAACCAAGAGAGACUCACUCAGACUACCAUUACCACUACCAUAGCUUCAGUCUCAUGAUUGCUGUACCUUAACUGAAUGUCAGGCUGGUAACUGCUAGCUAGCAGUAUCAGUCAAUCCCAGCUGUGAAAUCAUCCAUCUUAACACUCAUGUCAUCUUUAUCUUAUUGAGAUGGUGUUCAAGCAUUUUCAGAUGUCUCUUAAAAAAAAAAAAGAUGCUUCAGCCUCAUUGGUAGGUGUCCCUCCUCCAGAGUAUUUGUACAAUAUCAUGUGUUUGAAAAGUAUUCCUCUGUGUGACUUUGGUUUGAUUUAAUUUGAUGAUCUCAAAACCACUUUUUGAAAUGCUAAAGGAAGGGGCCUUUUAUGUGGAUAAUACGAAACACAUAAGUUGAGAUACACAAUCCAGAUGUACAAUAUAAUUGAGCAAAGGCUUUUGAGCAUAAACAAAAAGCUUUUUAAACACUGCAUGACUGUAAAUAGCCCUGUCUGUGUCCAGUAAGCCUUGUCUGUUGUCUCCUCCUAUCCCCCUCUACUGGUGAAAGGUGUGUCACAAAUGGCAUCCUAUUCCCUUUAUAGUGCACUGCUUAAGACCAGUACCUAAAGUGUAUUACCAAAGUAGUGCACUAUACGGUGCCAUUUGGGAUGCAUUCUGAAAGUGAUGCCCCUGGUAGUGUAGAACACAUGGUCCAUGAAUGACUGUUCCUUCUCUCGCUGUGCAGCACUGACUUGACUUUGAGGUAAACUUCUUUCAUACCUUUCGUACAUUUUUCCAUUUCAUAUGAGUUUAUUACUCUCUUUUUCCUUCUCAUUCACGUCGAGGUGAAAUCUUAUGUAUUCAAACUCAACCCACCCAAUGUAUAUAGCCGGUGAUAAUAUCACAUUGUAAAUGUUUUAAAUAUUCUAAAUGUACAGACAUAUUUUGUAUACUUAUAAUGUAUGCUACAUUGCCAUAUUUUUAUUGGGCUACCUGUUGAAAUGAAGGAGAAUAAGAAAAGUCAGGCAGUGGUAGCUGAUAUGGAGCAGAUAACUUUCGACAGGGAUGAUGACUUCCUGCCUCGGGUUGCCAUGGUGACAGACAGUGGUAGGGGGCUUUUAGGAAGUUAAUGCGAAGUAAGAGAGCACCUUAGGGUCCUAGCUCACUCCUACCAACCAUCACUGUAAGUGUAAGCAUUCUCACAAGAUGUGUCCCAUUUACUCCCGUCUGGUCUAGACUCCAGAGAGUGCCCUGACUAUGACCUUGGAUAUAACUACUCUGUGGGUGUCGCCUCAAUUGAAUGCAAUCAUAACAAGAGAAUCAACACAGAGUCACAAAAUUAAGGUUAUGUAGUUUGGCAUUAUAUGCCAAGCCACAUUUACCGUUUAUUUUUCUCAAAAGAAAUUGAGGAUAAUUUGUUAGUUGUUACUAUAGAGCUCUUUAGUCAUCCAUAGCAGGGUGGAUGUGUUGUGGAAGUUGGAGACAGCCAGACAGUCACAUCAUAGUGUCUCUCUGACCACAAGCCUCUCUCAGUCCUACAGUACAUGAAGACAAACUUAGUCACAAUACAAGUCUCUUCUACAUGGAACUCCCUAUGGGAGGCCCUCUGUUUACACACAAACUGCUAGCUGUAAAUAAUAUCUAUAUUGUAUGUCUGUCGUUAUGCAUCUCAUACUACACUCUCUUGAAAAUAAUCUCUUUCACUGUAUGUGAAUCUUUCUCUUGAACACAUUGUCACUCUCAUUCUCUCACGCGUGUUCUUUUUCCAUCAAACAUUUUCUCUAUUCCCUCUUUUCCUACUUGAAGAUGAGCUGCAUUGUGUACUUGCUAUUGCGAUCACUUCUGCUGUAAAACCAAGCUAUUAUUUUCAUUUUAAAGCUAAAAUUGUGAUUGAAAGGAAAAAAGGAAAGAAAGAAAGAGUCAGGAAAGAGUGUACAGACAGAGACAGGAAAGAGUGUACAGACAGAGACAGGAAAGAGUGUACAGACAGAGACAGGAAAGAGUGUACAGACAGAGACAGGAAAGAGUGUACAGACAGAGACAGGAAAGAGUGUACAGACAGAGACAGGAAAGAGUGUACAGACAGAGACAGGAAAAAAGACAAAAGAAAUUUAAAACACAGCAUCACUUUUUAUAUAGAAUGACUGAAAUCUUUUUGUAUAGAUUUGAGUACUUUGAUUUGCACUUUCAAUUUUGGGUUACUUGUGAUAAAGAACUAAAAUGACGGUUGAUAAUAUGAAUGCAAGUCACUGAUGGAGCCUUUCAAUUAAAUUGUAAAUGUGUCCUGGGAAAUUAUUCCUUCUUUGUAGCAAACCAGAGUUAGGUGUCCAUUCUGAUGCCUACAGGUAUUGAUUAUUAGAUAACUCUAAUGUCAUAACAUGUCUUUGUCUAACUUGGUUCUCAUUUCAGACAUAUCCUCAACUUUAAAAACAUGGUACAUGCAACAUUGAGGGGUUCAAAAGAGAUACCUCACAGGCCUACCUUCUAAUUGUCCAAACUAUUCAGCCUUGUUAGUUCAAAUUCUUCUAGUUUGCUACAGAGAGGAUGAGAUAACCAUGGUCUGUCUGCUGCCUAUAGACCGAUCCUUUGUGAAUUAAGUUCUGUCUUCUUGACUGUUUCACCUUACUGUGAUGUCCAGAAAGGGUUAAACCACUGUUAGUCUGUCAUCAAAAGAGAGCACUUGUACGGUGCCUUUUUCACAUUAUUGUGCCGACCCGAACAGUAUUGAGCUGGCUAGAUAUCUUCCUUUCCAAAACGAUUCCAGAAACAUGGGUGGAUGUGAAACAAGGCCAGUGUAGUGCACAUCUGUUUGGCUUGUCAUGGAAUCGGCUCAGUUGUGUGAAAAGGGUAUACUUACGGGCCUAUUCAAUCACCAAAAUCACAGUAGUACAAUAAGCCUCCAAUGAGCAUGCAGUCCUCUACCUACCUGUCAAUGUAUAAAUCAGUACAGCAAAUAUCUCUCUUAUGCACAACUUCUGCUAAUGUGUUUAUCAAUGGGCAUGUAUGGGAAUUCAAUUGAAGUAUGUAUGGGACUUUGCCAUGUUUGUAAAUAUGUAUCACCAUGUAUGUCAAAGCCACAUUGUCAAGCAUGUGUAUGGAUGUAUGGAUGAGAAUGUGUCAGCAGCACUUCUUUGCAAAGGAUCCUUACCGCUGAACAAUAUGCUGUGCCUUUGUUUUAAAGCUAGCCUUGCCAACGACUCGAAACGCGUUUGUUUGAACUGAUUUUUUUGUGUAAAAUUCAAACCUGAUGAUAAUGAAUGGAUUUAACAUCCUUGCUGAUAUUUUGUUUAAUUAUGAGAUUUUCCUCUUGUUCUAUUUCAUAUUUAUAUUUUCCAUAUUUCUCCAUUUUUGAUAUCUUAGGUAUUAUGGUUCAUUUUAUUUUCCUUUUAUUUAAAAAACAAAAACAACACAAGCUGUGAACUUUUCUGCACUUUAAUCCUGAACGUGAACAUUGAGAACCCUAGAGGACCACUGUAUUUCAUCACAGCUGGAAUAAACGUGUUGCUCCUUUUAAUGAAA